AUGGGAAACUCUUCAGAAUUCCAGAAAGCAGUGAAGUUGGUGAUUGACACAGUCUCAUUUGAUAAAGACUCAACAGUCCAAGUUUUUGAGGCCACAAUCAGGGUUUUGGGAAGCCUGCUUUCUGCCCACAUAAUAAUUACAGAUUCCAAACAGCCUUUUGGUGAUAUGACCAUUAAGGAUUAUGACAAUGAACUGUUGCAUAUGGCUCGUGACCUGGCAGUGAGAUUACUUCCAGCCUUUGAGAACACCAAAACUGGAAUUCCAUAUCCUCGGGUCAAUCUGAAGAAGGGAGUACCUCCAGACAGCAAUAAUGAAACUUGUACCGCAGGAGCUGGUUCCUUGCUGGUGGAGUUUGGCAUCCUUAGCAGGCUGCUUGGCGAUUCCACGUUUGAAUGGGUGGCCAGGAGAGCUGUCAAAGCACUCUGGAGUCUCAGGAGCAAUAACACCGGGCUGCUAGGAAAUGUUGUGAAUAUUCAAACUGGUCAUUGGGUUGGCAAGCAGAGUGGCCUGGGAGCAGGGCUGGAUUCAUUCUAUGAGUACCUCCUGAAGUCUUACAUCCUCUUUGGAGAAAAGGAAGACCUGGAGAUGUUCAAUGAUGCUUAUCGUAACAUUCAGAACCACUUACGAAGAGGUCGAGAAGCUUGCAACGAAGGUGAAGGUGACCCUCCUCUGUAUGUUAACGUGAACAUGUUCACUGGACAGCUGAUGAACACGUGGAUUGACUCUUUGCAGGCCUUUUUUCCUGGACUACAGGUGUUGAUAGGAGAUGUGGAAGAUGCUAUUUGUCUCCAUGCUUUUUAUUAUGCCAUAUGGAAACGAUACGGAGCUCUCCCAGAAAGAUACAACUGGCAAUUGCAAGCACCAGAUGUUCCCUUCUAUCCACUGAGGCCAGAGUUAGUGGAGUCCACAUAUCUUCUUUAUCAGGCCACGAAGAACCCGUUUUACCUUCAUGUUGGAAUGGAUAUUCUGCAGAGCUUGGAAAAAUAUACAAAAGCAAAGUGUGGCUAUGCCACGUUGCACCACGUCGUAGAGAAGACGAAGGAAGAUCGAAUGGAGAGCUUUUUUCUCAGUGAAACAUGUAAAUAUUUGUACCUGCUGUUUGAUGAAGAGAAUCCACUGCAUAAAUCUGGAAAUAAGUAUAUGUUUACUACUGAGGGACACGUUGUCUCUGUGGAUGAACGUUUUCGGAACUCGCUGUGGCAAGACAUCCUCCCUGGAGAAGAGGACAGCGCAGAAAAAAAUAAACCCAGUGAAUUAAAGGCAGUCAACUUCAGUUCUAAUUGUAACAGAGUUCCUGAUGAGAGGAGAUACUUGCUGCCCUUGAAGAGUAACUACAUGAGACAGAUUGAUCGAAUGGUGGGCUUGGUCUGAAUGGUUCUUCAGAGUAACUUCUGUCACACCUCAGGAGGAGCACGGGAUUUGGCUGUAGACAUUCCUCUCCUCUUCAGCUACACACCUGCAUAUGCUGAGUCACUUGGGUAUCCCCCACGCUUCUUAGUUUUUAAUUAUGGACAAGAAGGGAGAUGGAGUUCUGUUACGAGUUCCAUCUUCUGAACUGUGGUAACUCCACCUGAAUAGAGAUUUCUUGUUUUAAGACUUCCUAUGAAAAAUGUUGUUACAAAUGAAGGCUGAAUAUAGUU
Antrostomus carolinensis (chuck-will's-widow) is the source of this 1640-nucleotide messenger RNA. RefSeq names its product ER degradation enhancing alpha-mannosidase like protein 1 (gene EDEM1). Gene Ontology annotation, cellular component: membrane. Gene Ontology annotation, biological process: endoplasmic reticulum mannose trimming; mannose trimming involved in glycoprotein ERAD pathway; carbohydrate metabolic process. Gene Ontology annotation, molecular function: calcium ion binding; mannosyl-oligosaccharide 1,2-alpha-mannosidase activity. The record is from RefSeq and is a predicted model, not a curated record. The transcript is spliced from 10 exons. Lineage: Eukaryota; Metazoa; Chordata; Aves; Caprimulgiformes; Caprimulgidae. The coding region runs from base 1 to 1371 and encodes 456 amino acids.